Molecule: messenger RNA, 1071 nt
Organism: Bicyclus anynana (squinting bush brown)
Lineage: Eukaryota; Metazoa; Arthropoda; Insecta; Lepidoptera; Nymphalidae
Exons: 7
Coding region: 1-1071 (356 amino acids)
Source: RefSeq, a predicted model, not a curated record
AUGCAGAAGCGCAAGACUCGUGACAACUCUAUUGACCCUAAAAUUUUCAAAUCUCUCGUGCUCAGCGUAAUACCGCAAAAGAAAGUUGAUAACGAAACGUUCGUCAAUGGUCUCCAAAAAGCCCGCGGCUUGCUCAGUUGUCUUGAACGAAGUUUUGAGAAAUCGUACCACUAUGAAGACAAGUUACUGAGAUGUAGAUCGGCGCAUAACCACUCGCAUGACUCCAAAGAUUGGUGCAGCAGUGAUAGAUCGUCUUUCGGAGAAUCUGGAUCCUAUUCUAAGAAAGAAGGCCUGCCCAACCGUAGGACGGGAGAGACCUUAAGUUUGCAAGUAGCCAGAAUAGGUGCCUACACCUACUUUGCGCACAAUUUUGCAACUCCGAUUGGCCUUAACCCUCUCAUUCUGAGGGGAGACUCGAGCUCAGCAGUGAGCCGAAUAUGUGUUGAUGACGACAGUAUUAGGCAAGUAGGCAGGUACCUAAUGCUGCUGAUUUUUUUUACAGUAAAGUCGAAAUCCUCCCAGACUAGAAGUACAACGAACGUAACAGAAUCUUGCUCCACAAUGAGCAUAACUUGCCUACAGUUUCAAUACGAGGAAUUAUUAAAACGUUAUCAAGCAUUGUUGAAAGCAUACGAUGAGCGCGGCUACUCGCUAAGUAACCAAGACGAUGCGUUCCAUACUCUGUACGAGCGUAUAAAAGAGACUUACGCGGAACUUGCUCACGUGAAUAAGUUCUUGAUAAUCAUUGGGGAAAAAUAUUUGAAUCUCAAAUACAAGAAAUUAACGCAGAAACUGUGGUACGAAGAAAGAAUAGAACGUUUGAAGUGCGCAGCGAGAUCCAUCUUCAUCACCGCAGAGAGAGCUCGUAGCGAUUUGGACAAACAACUCAGCCGGUGCUUGGCCAGCGAACAGGACACCGCCAUGGUGUUGCUACUUGAGAAAAUAUCGUUGACCUCGUCUUCGCCGUCGCAAAUAAUCGCGACGUUCCUAGUCCUUUGGACUCGCGCUGGCGCCGACAAAAUUGGGAGCGAUAGGCAGGACGAGUGGCAUAAAAUACGGCAGUGCGAAUAA